AUGGUGAACAAAGACAUGAUCAACCCCCGGCUGUCGCCUUUUGGUGACCAGGGCUUCAGAGGGCUCCGUCCCAUCAUGAAAACUGAGCCGUCUGAAGAGGCCGACCGCACCAGUGCCAUUGGCCUGCUUGGUGGCCAAGCCGACGCCAACGAUGACACAGAGGCCACGGAUGGCAGCGCCGAGGCGGAGGCGGAUAUCCCUGCUGACAUCAUUGGUCUUACCACCGGCAUGGACACUGACGACGAACCUAACACGGACGACGACAUGGAGGCCACGGCUGGCAGCGCCAAGGCAGAUGCGGAUACCCCCGCCGUCGCCGUUGAUCUUACUACCAUCAUGGACACUGACGCCAACCCUACCGCCGCCGCCAGCACCCCGACCCCUGGCAUCUGGGCUACGCUCUCCAUGAGCAUCAACGGAGUCACGUACUCGGCCACCCAGCAGCCCAUCCCCAUCACCGCAGGCAUGAGGGCCCUCGGCUACCUGAAGCAGGUCGGCGGCCUGCCCCCCAUGGUCUGGUGCUUCAUGCACACGGAGUGUUCCCACGAGAUGCAGACCAUCAAGAGGGAGUACCCGGGCCUCUACGACGGGGCGGCCCGGCGCGAGCUAGCGUGGACCGGCAGCCGCCGCGGGGAGUUCAACGUUAAGAAGCCCGUCCACAGUCUCGUGGGCAUGCUGCUGUACGUCUCGGGCGAGCAGAGCGGCGACCACUGCGUGCGCGUCCUCAAGAAGGACGGCGAGGGCGGUGCGGAGAAUCAGAAUCCCGACCCCGUGCAGCCUGAGGAGGAGGAUGUCGAGAUGGAGGAGCCCAAGGGAAAGGCCAAGGACGUCGCCGAGGACGGAGCCAAGCACGAGUGCAAGAUUAUGUGGAAGGGCUGCAUCAUCGGCAGCACCCCCGAGAUCCUCGAGGAAACCAAGGGUGCUUGUGCCAACUGCUACUACAACGGCGAUCAGACCCGUUGUUCCUUCCUCAAGGCUUACCAGAAGAAUUAUGGGAAGGGCAAGGGCAAGGGAAAGGGAAAGGGCAAGGGAAAGGGAAAGGGCAAGGGAAAGGGAAAGGGCAAGGGCAAGAAGACCACGGCCGUUAAGGAAGCCAACACAGAGCAAUCCGAGUAG
Truncatella angustata is the source of this 1116-nucleotide messenger RNA. RefSeq lists its product as uncharacterized. The transcript has 2 exons. Lineage: Eukaryota; Fungi; Ascomycota; Sordariomycetes; Amphisphaeriales; Sporocadaceae. The coding region runs from base 1 to 1116 and encodes 371 amino acids. The record is from RefSeq and is a predicted model, not a curated record.